Molecule: messenger RNA, 1683 nt
Organism: Schizosaccharomyces japonicus yFS275
Lineage: Eukaryota; Fungi; Ascomycota; Schizosaccharomycetes; Schizosaccharomycetales; Schizosaccharomycetaceae
Product: amino acid permease
Exons: 1
Coding region: 1-1662 (553 amino acids)
Biological process (GO): transmembrane transport
Cellular component (GO): membrane
Molecular function (GO): transmembrane transporter activity
Source: RefSeq, a predicted model, not a curated record
AUGAGUUUUACUGAUUUCGAUACUUUAUCAAGUUCGGAUUCAUUUUCGAAGCCAUACAAUUCCUCUGUUGAAACUGGCGAAAUAAUUUUUAGGCCUGUGUAUCGAGAUCAUGUGGAUGACGCAGAGGACUUGGCUCGUUUAGGAUACAAACAGUCGUUCCACAGAGGACUCUCACUGUAUGGCGUCUUCAGUGUUUCGUUUUCUGUCUUGGGUUUACUCCCUUCAGUCGCGGCCACGCUCAAUUUCUCUAUGCUAUCAGGCACACCAGGAAUGUUAUGGGGUUGGUUAAUAGCUUUGCUAUUCGUUUGCUGCAUUGCCGCGAGUAUGGCUGAAUUAUGUUCUAGUAUGCCAACAUCCGGAGGAUUAUAUUACUCGGCUAAAGUACUUGCUCCCAAAGGAUGGGGUCCUUUGGCUGCUUGGAUUACUGGUUGGUCCAACUACAUAGCUCAGCUAACCUUUUUUGCAAGUUGUGUCUAUAGUUUAUCCAGCUUGUUAAUUCACGCUGCUGAUGAGUUUGAUGGCAAAGAUGUUGUGAUACAUAACUACCACAUAUUUUUUCUUUGCCUUUCUUUCAUUGUGGUGCUUGCAAUCAUGGCUUCAUUACCAACAAAAAUAAUAGGGCGGAUUAACUCUGUAUGCACAUUUCUGAAUUUACUUUCUCUUCUUGCGGUUAUUAUUAUCAUUCUGGUCAGUGCUUCGAUGCGUCAGGGCUUUAAUAAAUCUGAUCAAGUAUGGCAUCAUUUUCAAAACAAAACCGAAUGGCCACAAGGUUUCGCUAUGCUGAUGUCGUUUUGUGGUGUUAUCUGGUCCAUGGUAGGAUUGGAUACCUCUUAUCAUCUUGUUGAGGAAUGUGCCAGUGCUUCUGUAAACGCGCCCAACGGUAUAAUGCUUACUGCUGUAGUGGGUGGAUUUUCUGGCUGGAUUAUGCAUGUGGUAAUUGCAUAUACUAUUGUUGAUUAUUCAGGCGUUCUUAAAGCUCAUAACUUAUGGGUUGAAUAUUUGACACAGGUGCUUAGUCAUAAACCAGCUAAGGCUGUCAUUGCUCUUACGUUGUUUUCAAAUUUUCUUAUGGCUCAAGGUGUAUUAAUUACCUCUUCUCGAGUUGCUUAUUCGUAUGCUCGUGAUGGUGUUCUCCCCUUCUCAAAAUGGAUAGCGCAGAUAAAUAAGCGAACGACAACACCUGUUAACGCAGUGGUCGUGAACAGCUCUAUUGCGGUUGUUAUUCUUUUAUUUCUAUUUGUUGGACAAUGUGCGAUAGACGCCAUUUUUGCCGUUUCUGGCAUCGCAGCGUUUGUUGCGUUCAUAAUUCCAAUUGGCCUUCGUUCAUUCUUUGUAAAGGACAGCAACUUUUCUCGUGGAGCGUGGAAUCUAGGUCGAUUUUCUCGAUUCGUUGGUGGAGCGGGUACCAUUUUCGUUCUGAUAAUGAUUCCUAUCUUAUGUUUUCCAACAGUAACACAUCCUGGUCCUUUUGAAAUGAAUUGGACAAGUCUUGGUUAUAGUGUGCCAAUGGUAGCGGUGCUACUUUGGUUCGUUAUAGCCGCUAGACACUGGUUUAAGGGACCAAAGACGGACAUGCCUGGGUUGGAUAUUCCGCGUAUAUCGAGUUUCAAAAGCAACACAAAACAUCCUCAGUUUUCUGGUCAUUCGUUAGGAAAAAACUGAAUGUUAAAAAAUACACGCAAA